This is a messenger RNA of Dendronephthya gigantea, 1739 nucleotides long. RefSeq names its product solute carrier family 52, riboflavin transporter, member 3-B-like. Gene Ontology annotation, cellular component: plasma membrane. The record is from RefSeq and is a predicted model, not a curated record. Gene Ontology annotation, biological process: riboflavin transport. The transcript has 2 exons. Lineage: Eukaryota; Metazoa; Cnidaria; Anthozoa; Malacalcyonacea; Nephtheidae. Gene Ontology annotation, molecular function: riboflavin transmembrane transporter activity. The coding region runs from base 185 to 1558 and encodes 457 amino acids.
CAGCUGCGCGCAAUAUCAAAGUACAAAAUCCGAUCAUAAAUGUGCUCGGAUGCGCUCUGUCUAAAACCAGAUUAGCAUAUUUAACGCAUAACUCGACCACUGAGAAGGCUCGCUGACCUCGACGAAAGAAGCAGUUCACAGACACACUUCGAUCGAGCGAUUGCUUAUAAAAAAACACGUCGAAAUGAAAGGAUUACAGGUCAAAAUAAAGCAAAAGCUUUGCCAAAAUUGUGAUAUCUCAUGGGCCACAUAUCUCCUGGUUGUUUUAUUCGGUGUCGGCUCGUGGGUGGCUGUAAACGGUAUUUGGGUAGAGUUGCCAGUUCUUGUUCAACAUGCUCCCGAAGCAUGGAAGCUGCCUUCGAUUUUUGCUGUGGUUAUUCAAAUCGCGAACAUUGGUCCGAUUCUACACACCGUUUUCAACGCGUUCUUUCCGGGAAAGGUCCGUGAUACAAUAGUUAUUUACGUUAUACUCGUUUUGGGGAUUAUCGCAUGUGCUUUGCUGGGAUUUUUAUGGCAGAAAACUGGUUUCAUCGCAGGAAAUGAAUACAGCGUUGCUUUAAUAGGCUUGGUCUUUUGUCUUGCUUUUGUGGACUGUACAUCCAGUGUGACUUUCCUGCCGUUCAUGGCAGCUUUCAGGAAUGAGUAUAUGUCCGCUUUGUUCGUCGGUGCAGGCUUGAGCGCUCUUCUUCCGAGUCUACUUGCUUUGGCACAAGCUAUUCCUGAUGGCGGCGACCCAUGUGCCAACUACACCAGUUCAAACUCAUCCAGCUUCGACAGUUCAACGGCGUCUGAUGACUUAAAUUUUGGUACAAAUGUAUUCUUUUUCGGCGUAAUGUUAAUGAUGGUUGUUUCGUUGGGAGCUUUUGGUGGAUUGAACUGCUUGUCUUUUGUGAAACGGGAACGAAUUGACUUACAAUGGCACUUUGCAGAUAAGACUGCAAUACCGCGCGAAGCAUUGGCGGUUGAUUCUAGUCAGGAAUUUGAGCUUCAUAGCUCCAACGGAAAUGGCCAUUUUACAAGCGAUGAUGGCCCACAAAUUGGAUGCUGUCAACGUGUGAAUCAGCCAUCGCAACUUGCAUUUUUACUGGUGAUUCAAGUCUGGAUUCAUGCCUUCAGUAAUGGUGUGGUACCUUCAAUCCAACCCUAUGCUUGCAUACCUUAUGGGAAUCAUAUUUACUAUCUGACAUUAAUUAUCUCCAAUGUGGCCAACCCUUUAGCAAGCCUAUUGUUCUACUGGCUUCCAACAACUAAAAUCUUAUUCAUUGGAUUGCUGAGUGCCGUGUAUACAAGUUUGGUUGCGUAUAUUUUGUGUGUGGCAUCGCUAAGUUCCAAUCCACCAUUGGUGAAUGAUAAUAUUGGUGCUAUAGUCAUUGUUUUUAUAAAUGUUUUGAGUGUUGCUAUAGUCUCGUACACCAAAGUUGCAAUAUCAACAUGGAUGCAAAAACAAGGAGAGCGAUACUUGCGGUGGGCAGGUAUUGCUUUACAGUCGGGAUCCUUCUUUGGUGCAGUGACCAUAUUCAUCUUUGUGAACGUCCUCAAUAGCUUCUCACAAUGUUGAGAGUUAUUAUAAAAAGUGUUCUAGCACUACGUACAAAGCACUUGGAUAAAAGAUUUACUUCUGCCCGAUUGCUCAUGUAAAUAUGCUUGCAUUAAAGUAGCAACUUCCAUUUAUCAUCAAUCACAACAUUCGUAGCUGUGUGGGUAUAGAAAAGCCAUCUUUCUCAGAUAGAAUAUUUGUA